Molecule: messenger RNA, 1194 nt
Organism: Stegastes partitus (bicolor damselfish)
Lineage: Eukaryota; Metazoa; Chordata; Actinopteri; Pomacentridae
Product: thyroid hormone receptor-associated protein 3-like
Exons: 2
Coding region: 34-1050 (338 amino acids)
Biological process (GO): positive regulation of transcription by RNA polymerase II
Cellular component (GO): mediator complex
Molecular function (GO): DNA binding; transcription coregulator activity
Source: RefSeq, a predicted model, not a curated record
GACUCAUUUGUACUGGCCUGACUGAUUGAAAAGAUGUCAAAGGCUCCAGAUUCUCCAGCUCGGUCCCGCUCCAGAUCCAGGUCCAGAUCCAGAUCCAGGUCCUACUCCAGAUCUCACUCCAGAAGCCACUCACGUUCAAGAUCCAGAAAGCGACGCUACAGCUCCAGGUCUCGGUCCCGGUCUCGCUCACAUACUCCAACCUACAGAAACUAUCCUUCUCGGGACUAUCAGAACAACAGAGGCGGCUUCAGAGGCUACAACCGAGGCUACCGGAGGCCGUACCACUACCGAGGCCGGAACCGGGGCUACCACCCACGAGGCCACUACCAGAACAGAGGGGGAGGCGGCUACGGCUACAAAGCUAACUGGCAGGGUGGCGGCGGCGGCGGCGGUGGUGGAGGAGGAGGAGGAGGAGGGGGAGGAGGCUGGCACGACCGUCACCGUGACCAGGACCACCACUCCCACAGCCCCAGGAGGGGUCGCUCUCGCUCCCGUACGCCCAGGAAGCGUUCGGGCAGCAGGAGCCGGUCCCGCUACUCCGACCGCUCGUCUUCAGGACGAUCCCGGCGCUCCAGACGCUCCAGCUACUCCUCCCGGUCCAGAUCCCCGUCCCCCCGGCAUCGCAGCAGCAAGGGCAAGCCUGGCUCCAAGGACAGCAAAGAAAAGGUCACAGAGAGUCCAGCAGAGAAACCCGGACAGGGGGCCGACGGCAGCGCCAUCGAGAAGGCGUCCGGAGGCAAAUGGAUCGACUACGACGCAAGCCCCAAACGAAUCAGCCCCGAGGUAAAGAAGGAAGACGUGCCCUCUAGUGCUGAGAGCAAAGGGCCUCCGAGCGGCGGUCCGCUGUGGAAAACCGUCGGCAGCGUGUCACCUCCUCCAGCGAAGAGUCCCACAAAGUCUGGACAAACGGCCUCGUUCAGCGGCUUUGGGUUCUUCUCAAAGGAGGAAGCCAAAGUCGGAGAUAAGACGGUGAUUUCUGCUGCCUUCAAGAAGUAUGUGCCCUGCUUUUCUCUACAUUAUUGGACAGUAAUUGCAUCGUUUUACUUUUAAUUUUCCUAACAAAUUAUACACGUUAUUUGUCUUUCAAACAUGUUUAGCUUUUUUUCAAAGAUCCUUGGAAGAAUACAGGUUAAAAAGGAAUGAAACAUAGGACUCCUGAUUUUAAGUGCAUUGAACAUGUAACCGGCUGUUGUC